Messenger RNA from Plenodomus lingam JN3, 276 nucleotides. RefSeq lists its product as uncharacterized. NCBI's taxonomy places the organism in Eukaryota, Fungi, Ascomycota, Dothideomycetes, Pleosporales, Leptosphaeriaceae. The record is from RefSeq and is a predicted model, not a curated record.
AUGCUCAUGCGAUCAAUCUCCACGUGUGUUUUGAGCCGUGGUAGCGGCUCACGUGGACGGCUUCAACGGCAAGGUUUGUAUGACUUGAGCGGUAGUGACCCAUUCGUGGCCCUUUCGUUGGCCCUACUGUACUGCUGUAUCCCAGAAUCUCAGCAGUACUUGCUGCUCUUCUUUGCUGUGAUUGGUGCAUGGAUACGAAUUGAGAGAUAUCAUAAGCAUGUCAUGGCCGGGCAUCGACCGUGGCAAUCAGGACACAGCUCUGGCUACGAUGAAUGA